AUGAAUUAUCGGCAUAGAAGAAAUAACGUAAAUGCUCGUCUCAAACUUUAUGCGAAAAGAAAGAAAAAUAGCGGAAAGAACUUGGCAAUUUGGAGAGAAAAAAAAAAACAGAACUGCCAAAGCAACAAUCCUGAGGGUGACAUAGGAAUUUCAUCAGAAAAAAAGAAUGAAGACCUAAUGAAUGGUAGGCGAAUAGUUGACAUUCGAUUUUUCAUCAAAUCUCUUCAAGAACUAAAUGCACAUAGCUCUCUUGGUUGCACGUUUUCAGACAUGGAUAUUGUCUCAGAAAAAAGAUGCGGUCUGAGAAGUGGCAUUAAAUUUAAAUGUAAAAUGUGUAAUUUCACAAAAUUGGUAUGGACAGAGAAAUCUCCACACGAUAAAAUGAGUAUUAAUGCAGCUGCCGUAACGGGAGUAAUAGCAAUAGGUGCAGGGCAUUCAAAUUUGGAAGAAUUUCUUUCUGUAAUUGAAAUUCCAACGAUAUCCAUCAAUACGUUUCUCAAAGAGUAUGACAUUAUAUCAAAAGCUUGGGAAUCAACUGCUUUGAAAGAAAUGGAACUCGCUGGAAUUGAAGAAAAAGAAAUAGCAAUCCGUGAUGGAAAAGUAGACGCUGAUGAAGUUCCAUGUAUAACAGUGAUAGCAGAUGGCAGCUGGGCAAAACGGUCAUACAGAUCAAACUAUUCAUCUUUAUCAGGAGUGGUAAGUUAAUUUUUUUUCCUGUAUAUAUUUUAUGCAUUCUUCAUUUUAGAAAUUUCUUUUUCAUAAAUAAUUCUAAAAAUUAGU
Uloborus diversus is the source of this 780-nucleotide messenger RNA. RefSeq lists its product as uncharacterized. The coding region runs from base 1 to 705 and encodes 234 amino acids. The record is from RefSeq and is a predicted model, not a curated record. The transcript is spliced from 2 exons. NCBI's taxonomy places the organism in Eukaryota, Metazoa, Arthropoda, Arachnida, Araneae, Uloboridae.